This is a messenger RNA of Hippopotamus amphibius kiboko, 711 nucleotides long. RefSeq names its product short palate, lung and nasal epithelium carcinoma-associated protein 2B-like. NCBI's taxonomy places the organism in Eukaryota, Metazoa, Chordata, Mammalia, Artiodactyla, Hippopotamidae. Bases 1 to 711 code for a protein of 236 amino acids. The transcript is spliced from 7 exons. Gene Ontology annotation, molecular function: lipid binding. The record is from RefSeq and is a predicted model, not a curated record.
AUGUUUCCUCUUUGGAAACUUGUUCUCUUGUGUGGCCUGCUCACUGGGACCUCAGCGUCUCUUAUUGAGGAUCUUGAAAAUGAGGUCUUGGAGAAGCUGAAAGCUCUUCUUGAGAAAAGAAUUGAGACCUCUGACAGUACACUUCAAGCUCUCCUUCAGAAACUGGUGGACGAUUUGAAGGCGCUCGAGGAAUCCAAGUCUCAGGCUAAUGCCUUUCAGAUGAUCCAGGAUGUUAAGACCUUGCUGGAAGAAGAACUUUCUGAAAUUUUCCAAGUAGUAUACAAGGUGACGGGGCUGAAUAUCAGGAACGUCCACAUCCUGGAUAUCAGUGUGACUUCUGAUGGCAAACGUCUUAGCCUGAGUAUCCCCAUCAAUGCUGACAUCAGCUACACACUGCCUCUGUUGGGCAAGGUUGUUGACCUUGGCCUCAACUUGGACCUCCAGGCUACUGUCAGCGCUGAAACUGAUGACACGACUGGAGACGUAACAGUGGUUGUAGAAUGCACCAGCGACCAAGACAGCAUCUCACUCACCGUGCUGAACAGGCGCAUUGCACUAAUCAACAAAGCCGUGGAUGCUGCGGUCAACUUCGUGAGACAGGUCUUGUCCCUUGCAGUGGAAUAUGCGGUGUGCCCAGUGCUCCAGACCCUCAUCGGCCUCCUGGAUGCCAAUUAUGUUCAGGACCUCAUCGAUUGGUUCCCGGGGGCUUGA